This is a messenger RNA of Anopheles funestus (African malaria mosquito), 1315 nucleotides long. RefSeq names its product lambda-crystallin homolog (gene Had1). Bases 278 to 1225 code for a protein of 315 amino acids. Gene Ontology annotation, biological process: fatty acid metabolic process. The transcript has 4 exons. Gene Ontology annotation, molecular function: NAD+ binding; oxidoreductase activity, acting on the CH-OH group of donors, NAD or NADP as acceptor. The record is from RefSeq and is a predicted model, not a curated record. NCBI's taxonomy places the organism in Eukaryota, Metazoa, Arthropoda, Insecta, Diptera, Culicidae.
UAAACUACCCCGAGAUCGAUCAGUCGCUACCAUUCCUUCUACCCGAUAGGACGCACUGGGACACUUUUGCUUUGCGUGAUUUAAUAGCUUGCUGUUCGAAGUUCGACACAGCAUUCCGGUUCAGACUCACUUGUGUUAACCGGCAUCCAGCAGCAAGUAGCGCUUUUUUCCUGACGAAAUAGUGAAAGUAUUUCCUUUUACGUAGUAACCUAUUGUGUGUGUUUGAUUUCCCGCAUUGUUUAAAUCCUAUAUUCAAGUGAUUUGUGGAUUGGCAAGCAUGGCAAGCAAAAUGAAGAAAGAGAAAGUUGCCAUCAUUGGAAGCGGUCUCAUUGGACGGUCCUGGGCAAUGCUGUUCGCUGGCGUUGGUUAUCAGGUGACCAUCUACGAUAUCAUACCCGAUAUUGUGGAAAAAGCACUGAAGGAAACAAAGCUGGAACUGGACAGCAUUGAAAAGCAGGGCCUUCUUCGGGGCAAUCUGUCUGCGGCGGAACAGUUUGCUUGUAUUAGCGGUACGGACAACCUGAAGGAUGCACUCGCGGGGGCUAUCUACGUGCAGGAGUGCGUUCCGGAGCGGCUGGACAUCAAGAAGAAGCUUUACACCGAGGUGGAUGGACUGGUAGGGCCGAACACGAUCCUGGCCAGCUCAACCAGCACCUUUAUGCCUUCGUUGUUUAGCGAAGAUAUGAAGCAUCGUGCUCAGGUUCUAGUGGCUCACCCAGUGAACCCACCAUACUAUGUGCCACUGGUGGAAAUUGUUCCGGCACCAUGGACCAAACCCGAGUACACGGCCAAAGCACGCGAGCUAAUGACGGAAAUUGGCCAAAAGCCAGUUACACUGUCUCGGCAGAUCGAAGGCUUCGCGCUUAACCGCAUCCAGUAUGCGAUCCUCAACGAAACCUGGCGCCUGGUAGCGGACGGCAUACUAAGCGUGAAAGACAUUGAUGUGGUAAUGUCGGAAGGUUUAGGCAUGCGGUAUGCAUUCCUUGGACCGCUGGAAACGGCACAUCUGAAUGCGGAAGGAAUGCUUAACUACUGUGAUCGCUACUGUAACACGAUUUACGCCGUUAGUCAAACGAUGGGCCCGACGCCACGAAUGGAGGGCAAGGUGGCGGAGCAAGUGGCCAAGGAGCUGGAGGAGAUGGUACCGAUCGACAAGCUGCCCGAGCGACGUGCAUGGCGCGAUGCCUGCUUGACGAAGCUGGCUCAGCUGAAGAAAAAUAUUUAAGCUUAUCAGAACGCUUCUGUUUUUUAUCUGAAUCUGACCUCUGUAAUGCAUAACAAAAUAUGCACUAAUAAAAGGAUCGUAAAGUUAUGA